AUGUCUGCUUUCCUAUCCGGAGCUGCAGUGGAAUGCGGCCCAAGUAACGUACUAAAAAAUGUACAGGGUAGAUUGGACAGGGAUACGUCUCUCCAGCAGGAUCGACUGGUAUCUACACCUAACGUAGCGAGCUCUUCGAAACAACCUUUCAAGUCCCAGACAUCCUCAUAUUCACCUCCAGCGCAGAUCCCUCAAAAUGCUCAAUCACCAUUCGAUAUCACCUCUUUACGUCAGCACCUUCCUCCUGCUCAGACAUCCCUCCUCAAUCCCCAAGCUUCAUCUUGGGCAAACGCAUUCAGUGUUCACACCCAAUCUCAAGCUGGUCCCAGUCGACCGCAGGAGAGGACAGUGCCUCGUCAAUCGCAAGCUGUCACGCACGGCUGGAGUCAUGAAUACGCUCAAGCGCAAGAUAGUACGAUUCCGAAUCAUCAAUUGACGAGAUUGUCACAUCCUCUUGUAGCACCUUGGAAAAGGCCCCAACAUCAUCCUGCACCUGAUAUAUCGACUCAACUGCAUCAAGCACCAUUACAACACCAUCCUCCACCACACGUAACAACAAGGCCAUCAUCCGUUCCGGCUAGACAGGUUUCUCCAAUUUCCCACGAACCGCUAACUGAAUCACAAGAUAUCUUAGCUAAAACCGCUCAGACGUUUGUGGAUGAGCUGGAAGGACCUGAUGGUAUUAUGAAGGCGAAUCCUAAAUUGGCCCAAAGCAACUUCAUAUCGUUACUCAGGAAAGUCGGUAAUGGGAAUGUAGUGAUAGACGAGGGUAAGCAGACGUAUGGAGAUGAUAUAGGAGAAGGAGCAAAUCUGGUUGAGAGAGGUAUGUUAAUGGAACGCACAGAAGAGAUUUUGGAAAAUGACAAGAAUGAUGGCGCGAUGUAUAAUUGGGCGGAAUCGUUUAAUGCAGCAUCUCCAAAGGACAAGGUCGGGAGGAUCGACGAGCGAAAUCUCGCUCAACCUAUGGGUUAUAGACACGGCGUGAUGCCUUCAUUAGAUCGAUAUGAUACCCCAGCACCAAAUCUUCAGACCAAUUGGGAAAGCUCUUUCCAAGAUCAAGAGGCGCUCAUUCGAUCAUCCGAAAAUGCCUCGAGGAAAAGUGUACAUUUCGAUUCUGACGUAGACUUAUCAUCUGCAAGUGGAGUACCUAAGACAUUGGAAGAAGCUUUGAGACAUACCACGUCUAUACCUGGAAUGGGAGCUUCCUGGGAAGAAGAGGGAUUGGAUUUAGAUGAUUUCAACGAUGAGGUGUUCAUGGGAUAUAAUGGGAUGAUGAAAACUGUACCUCCUACCGAGGUGAAUAAAGGAGUAGGGAACGAUCAAACUUGGGGUCGAUUACAGAAUGAUUGGGAAAAUUUCCAAAGAGCCGAACCGGCGAAACAGCAACUGAGAGGUAUGGGAGUAGAUGAUAGGUAUUUAUUUCAGAGGAAGAACCCGUACUUCGGAGUGAGUGAGGUAGCUUCGUAUUGGGAGAUGGCCCAGGAAUCACCAACGUUGAAAGGAGUACUCGAACUCGAAGCGGCCGUUCAGAACUCCCCAUCAUCCUUCGAAGCAUGGUACAACCUAGGUUUAAAACAACAAGAGAACGAACGGGAGGAAUCUGCUAUAUUGGCAUUGUCUAAGACUAUCCAACUUGAACCUGACUAUAGACCUGCAUAUUUGGCUCUGGCAGUCAGUUAUACGAACGAAAGUGAGAUAGAGGCUGCUUGUACGAUGUUGGACAAAUGGAUCAGUCUCGGUGAAGGUUUGGGCACCAAUGCGAGUCGAGUCGAUGCACAAGAAGGAGGAAAAUUAAGGGACAGGGCAAAGUUGAUUGAGAGGUUGAUCGAUGUAGCUAGACAAGAUCCCGAGAAUGUAGAUUCGGAUGUUCAAGUUGCCUUGGGGGUUCUGUUCAAUGCAACGGAGGAAUACCAAAAAGCGGAAGAUUGUUUCCUUGCUGCGUUAUCUGUACGACCUGAUGAUUGGCUGCUGUACAAUCGACUUGGAGCUACUCUAGCGAAUAGCGGAAGAUCCAACGAAGCGAUUCAGUAUUAUCAUAAAGCUUUGGAGCUCCAUCCGAACUUUGUUAGAGCGUUAUUCAACCUUGCUAUAUCAUAUAUCAAUCUCGGCCAUUAUUCCCUCUCUGCCCAGUCCGCUCUCGAUGCUUUGCGAUUACAGCAUUCCGACGCUUCUGAGGGAUACUCGUUCGGACAGGAAGGAAGUAAAGUAAAGUCGAAGGGAGUCACAAGUGAGGCAUUGUGGAAUGCCUUGAGAAGCGCUUGUAUCCAUAUGAAUAGACAUGAUAUAGUAGGUUUGGUGGCACAACACGAUUUGUCGGGAUUUCCAAUGAGUUUUGGUGAUCUUGAAGCUCAGCAGUAG
Messenger RNA from Kwoniella mangroviensis CBS 8507, 2358 nucleotides. RefSeq lists its product as uncharacterized. The record is from RefSeq and is a predicted model, not a curated record. Gene Ontology annotation, biological process: protein import into peroxisome matrix, docking. Gene Ontology annotation, molecular function: protein binding. Gene Ontology annotation, cellular component: cytosol; peroxisomal membrane. The coding region runs from base 1 to 2358 and encodes 785 amino acids. The transcript has 9 exons. NCBI's taxonomy places the organism in Eukaryota, Fungi, Basidiomycota, Tremellomycetes, Tremellales, Cryptococcaceae.